CGUCCCCGGGGAAGGGGGGGGGGUAUGUCCCGGCCCGGCCCUCCGGCCCCGGCCCCGGCCCGCCGGCCGGCCUGACGGGUGGGCUCGGGGGCCGAGCGGAGCGCAGCGCGCAGAGUGCCGCGCCCCCGACCCACGGCCCCGUGGCGGCGAUGGCCGGGACCCGGGGCCCCCCGGGCGGCGCCGCCGUGGGAUCGGAAGGCGGGGGCGCCGAGGGGCAGGGCUUCCAGGUGGUCACCUUCAAGUGGCAUCACGUCCAGGACCCCUACAUCAUCGCCCUCUGGAUCCUGGUGGCCAGCCUGGCCAAGAUCGUUUUCCACCUGUCCCAUAAAGUCACCAGCAUCGUCCCAGAGAGCGCCCUGCUCAUCGUGCUUGGCCUCUUCCUGGGGGGCAUCGUGUGGGCGGCCGACCACAUCGCGUCCUUCACCCUCACCCCGACGGUCUUCUUCUUCUACCUGCUGCCGCCCAUCGUCCUGGACGCCGGCUAUUUCAUGCCCAACCGGCUCUUCUUCGGGAACCUGGGCACCAUCCUGUUGUACGCCGUCAUCGGGACCGUGUGGAACGCGGCGACCACCGGCCUUUCCCUCUAUGGGGUCUACCUCAGCGGACUCAUGGGAGAACUCAAAAUCGGCCUGCUGGAGUUCCUCCUGUUUGGAAGCCUGAUCGCUGCAGUGGAUCCAGUGGCCGUCCUGGCUGUGUUUGAAGAAGUCCACGUGAAUGAGGUCCUCUUUAUCAUAGUUUUUGGGGAGUCGCUACUCAAUGACGCCGUCACCGUGGUGCUGUACAAUGUCUUUGACUCUUUCGUUGCGUUGGGUAUGGACCAAGUGACCGGAGUGGACUGUGUGAAAGGCAUAGUGUCGUUCUUCGUGGUGAGCCUGGGAGGGACCCUCAUCGGCAUCAUCUUCGCCUUCCUCCUCUCCUUGGUCACCCGCUUCACCAAACACGUCCGCAUCAUCGAGCCGGGCUUCGUCUUCAUCCUGUCCUACCUGUCCUACCUCACCUCCGAGAUGCUUUCCCUGUCUGCCAUUCUGGCGAUUACGUUCUGCGGCGUCUGCUGUCAAAGGUACGUGACGGCCAACAUCUCCGAGCAGUCCGCCACGACGGUGCGCUACACCAUGAAGAUGCUCGCCAGCGGCGCCGAGACCAUCAUUUUCAUGUUCCUGGGCAUUUCGGCCGUCAAUCCGGACAUCUGGACUUGGAACACAGCAUUCAUCCUCCUCACUUUGGUCUUCAUUUCCGUGUACAGAGUCAUCGGGGUCGUUUUACAGACCUGGAUCCUGAACAGGUACCGGAUGGUCCAGCUGGAGAUCAUAGACCAGGUGGUCAUGUCCUACGGCGGGCUGCGGGGGGCCGUGGCCUUCGCCCUCGUGGCUCUCUUGGACGAGAAGAAGGUGAAGGAGAAGAAUCUCUUCGUGAGCACCACCAUCAUCGUCGUGUUCUUCACCGUCAUCUUCCAGGGUCUGACCAUCAAGCCCCUGGUGCAGUGGCUAAAGGUGAAGCGCAGUGAGCAUCGGGAGCCCAAGCUCAACGAGAAGCUCCACGGCAGGGCUUUUGAUCACAUUCUUUCUGCCAUCGAAGAUAUAUCCGGACAGAUUGGACAUCAUUACCUGAGAGACAAGUGGUCCAACUUCGACCGGAAGGUCCUGAGCAAAGUCCUGAUGAGAAGGUCGGCUCAGAAAUCGCGAGACCAGAUCCUGAAUGUUUUCCACGAGCUCAAUCUGAAGGACGCGAUUAGUUAUGUGGCAGAGGGAGAACGCAGAGGGUCCCUGGCCUUCAUCCGCUCUCCCAGCACGGACAACAUGGUCAACGUGGACUUCAGCUCCCGUCGCCCAUCCUCCGUAGAAGCCUCCGUCUCGUACUUGCUGAGAGAGAACGUCAGCACCGUCUGUUUGGACAUGCAGGCCUUGGAGCAGAGGAGGCGUAGUUUGCGAGACACAGAGGACAUGGUCACUCACCACACCCUCCAGCAGUAUCUCUACAAACCCAGGCAAGAGUACAAACACCUGUACAGUCGGCACGAGUUAACGCCAGAAGAAGAUCAGAAACAAGACAAAGAGAUUUUCCACAGAACGAUGAGGAAGCGGUUAGAGUCCUUUAAGUCUACAAAACUUGGAAUAAACCAGACCAAGAAGACAGCCAAACUCUACAAGAGGGAUCGAGGUCAGAAGAGGCGGAACAGUAACAUACCCAAUGGAAAAAUACCAACUGAUACCUCAGCGCAUGAUUUUGCUUUCAAGGAGAAAGAAAUGGAGCUCUCGGACCCGGAGGAGGCCGGCGAGUUCGAUCCCAUGCAGAUGAGUGGAGGGAUUGAGUUUCUGGCCAACGUCACCCAGGACCCGGCCACCGACUCGACCACGGGUGAGGCGAACUCCGACGCGCCGCUGACAGGAUAUCCUCCCCGGGAAAACCCGCCGUCUUGGAAAGCCGACCCUUCCGGCCUCCACGCCUGCGCCCCUGAAAAGCCCCUGCUCUUACUCCCCGCUUGCCUGCAACGGCCGAGGACCCAGAACUACUCUUCCUUGGACAACCAAGGAGCCAACCUCCUGUCUCCCACCUCCGAGUACACGGCCCCCUUCGCCCCCACGGCGGCCGAGCCCGGCCCGAGAACCGCCGUCGGCCAGGGCGAACCAGCGCCCGGUAAUUCCGGCUACGGCUCCGAGACGAAGGAGGAGUCGGGGGAUGCCAAGCCAAACCCCGCUCGAGCUCUGAAAGAGGAGCAGGACGCGGAGCCCUCCGCGAAAGCCGCCCCCGAGAAAAAAACUUUCUUCAACGUCCACGCUCACCUGAGAUCGGCCGCGGCCAGGCGGGUCCAGAGCCGCCGCUCUUUCCAUCGGCCGAAACCCCUGCGCUACCCCAAGCUUCAAAAACUAGCCUCCCUUCCUCAGUCUUGCCACAUCCUGCCACACUCUCUGGAACAAGAAGAAACUCAGCUUUGAUCCCCGGAAGCAGAGCGAGAUGAGCGGAGAGCGCGGGAGAAUGAUAGUUCUCCGUCUCCAGAGCUGUAGGCGGUCGGUCGUAUUUAUUGAGCGCUUUACUCUGCUUAGAGCAGUAUACUAAGCGCUUGGGAGAGUACAACACACACAUUCCCCGCGAAGGAAAGGGAAGGGUCGAGCGGAAAGGACGGGAAAGUCAAACCGUGCAGGGACGGGGUGGGUCUGCUUUCUCCUCUCGGGACAAUCUUCCCUCCUUCUCGUAGCCUUUCCCCACACAUUCCCAUCCCAUUAUUCAAUCGUAUUUCAUUCAGUUGUAUUUAUUGAGUGCUGACUGUGAGCAGAGCACUGGACUAAACGCUCGGUACGUUAGCACUGAGGAGGUCUGCGGGUCCAGCGAGAGAAGGCGCGAUGAUGCGGUUAGGUCAUGUAGGCACUUUCCGAGCACCGGGAGGAGACUUUUGCGCCACAGUCGCCGGGUCGUCUGGAAGUUCGAGGGAGUUAACGAGCCCGUAACCCACAGACGCCCACGGUCAGGCGCCAUUUGAGCUCCAGGACCAGCGGAUUCGGUCCUCAACAAGAACUAAGCGACCCUUCCCUUUCCUUCGCGGCUAUAGCCAGAAGCCUGACCGAUUUCUGACCGGGGGCUGGGGCUAAGGUCCAUCGCUGGCUCUGUCCCUGCUUGUCCCCAAAGGGAUGAAGACCCCAGCACGGAAAGGCAGCAGGCCGCGGCCCCUUCCUCUUCCCCAGCUUCUUACUCGGCCCGUCGAGACGCCCUCUUCCCCCGGCCCCCAACCCCACGGACUAGUGCCUUUUCCUUCCCCGGGAAACCGGUCUGGAUUGCUUUUUCCCAUUUGAACUUUUCAUCGAUCCUCCAAGGCGUCUGAUCGUGAUCCACGUGCUCUCCCCCUUCCUUAGAGGUGCUCAAUCAUUUACCACCUAAUUGCUCUCACGCGCCACCGAAACAGAGACCUAACGGGCUUUAUUUGAGCAACACAGCUGAACGGUUAGCCGGGUGGGGGUCGUUACCUCCUUCCUCCCCACCCCCGGCAGUCUCUGCAUGAAGUUCCAACCUGCCGAAGUGAAUGGAGGUAAAAAUGGCUGUGGUGUGGUCCCUCGAACUGUGGGAAUGGCAAAUAGAAGUCCACCGUCAAGGAAAGGAUGACCCUUCUCUCCCGUCGUCCUUCAUACGGGUACCAUUUUGCGCCCGUCUUCCCGCUCGCCCGAUGUUGAUCCUUUCCCGGCUUUUGGUCGAAUCGCUUUCCAGCAGUUGGUAUUCCUUUCCCUCGGUCGUAGGGGGCAGGUGCCAAGAUCGACUCAGGAAUCAAAGCGCCAAGCGCCUUCCCGUGAGAAGGUGGAUGUUUGCGGACUGACGUGCGUCGCGGCCUUUGAGGGCUUUCUCAUCCAGCCCGGGGGAUUAAAUGGAUACGGACUUCAGCCGAGUUGCCAAACCGUAGCGGAGUCCCGCCCCUUGGAAAGCACAGACUAGUUUAAGCUAGUAGUGACUCACGUGGCUCUCUCAAGCGUCUCCGGAUCGGGGCCUGGGGCGGUGCGGCCUGGAGGGACGGUGCCUCGCUCCUGUUUCCGCCGACUGCAUUUCCGGGGGAACCUCGAGACGUUUCACUUAGCCUCUGUUUUAUCGGAAAAGGGCGAGAGACACUUCCCAAAAAGGCGUCGACGGCAGCGGAUGCGAGGUUUCGAGGGUGGGAGCGGCGUCCGACACGGAAACCCUUCAGGGACUCACCUCUCCGGCACUAGAAGCAGCCAAGGACUCUAUCUGGGACUUAAACAUCCCUUCAGCGGGGUUUUUUUCAAGCCUAUCGAUCACCCCCGUGAUCCUGCGAGAGUAAAACACGACGCGACAGAGAGAACUUCGGCCCCUGCCGGUUUUCAAAGCGAGCGGCUGCUCCGGAGUCGGAAGAAGCGGAAGGACGCAACCCCCGCCGGCGGAGACGGCCGGGAUUCCCGGGGUUGUGGAACGUGCUCGGGAACCCUCCCCGAUUCCGGGGACCGAGCCGCCUAUCCGGGAGGGAAUCGCCUCGUCGGGACUCGUUUCCCAGUUUCCGGGGAAGCGACGAUAGCGACCUGGAGAAACGGACGACGAAAUCGGCGGGAAGGGUCCUGCAGGAGGGAAGGUCGGGGACAGACAAUCUCAGGAGGCUGGAAAGAGAAAAAUCACAUUGAGUGGGCCCAGAGAUUUUGCACUAAAACCUUUCAGGAUUGUUUCUCCCCUGGGGGGAGUAGCCGGGACAUCGCCAGGGCAUAGAUCGCGGGUGGGGAUGGACACCAGGGUGGGGGAAAUCGCCCAGCCGCUGAGCUAGCAUCCUUUUGACCCGACAGACCCGGCAGGGUCGCCCGUCACCCGGUGACCCGAGGGUGAAUCGUCUCAACGAUCCCGUUAUCGAGAUUCCAGGAACCCGGUGACUCCGUCGUACAUUUCCGGCUCCAUCCUACAUUUCCAGGAGUGGAUCGAAGCUAAAGUGACGUAUUCCUCUAAGCUACUUAGGGAGGGAAAAGAAAAAGGACUCAAAACUCCUGGCUCAGGAACAUUCUUUUUUUAUCUUUUUAUUAUGAUUUGUGAGCAAGUCUGGCCAACCUAGGUUCCCAGAGCUAAGGAGAAAUGAUGGAAAAAUCGUAUUACUGUAUUUUUUUUUUGACUGCAUCAGCUCCAGAAUACUUGACUACCUGCCUGAAGGCUACUUCACGCCAUUUACUUCAAAAAUCGCAGCUUCGUUAAGGAGGAAAGGGAAACCAUCACCGAGGAAUGUUUGCUGCGCGGUUCGCGAUGAUCUUUACGCCUGCAAAUGGUUUUUCUCGACGUCUUCCAGCGGUGUUUCCUCAGAGAUCGGUCAUUCGGUCACCCAGUCGUAUUUGUUGAGCGCUUACGGUGCGCAGAGCACCGUACUGAGCGCUUGGCCGUCCUACCGGAUAGGUUGUUCUCUGGGAGAAACGGGUGUCCUGCGGGAGAGAAGGCGGUCGCGGGUAGCAGCCGGCACGGGACACCUCGGGCCACCGAGAGACUUCCUGACAGGAAUCUGUGGGGCUAAAGAAUCCAAGCCUCCUCGGCAACCUUCGUUUGGUUGGGACUCCUCGGGAUGGGCUUUCCGGUUUCAACGCCGCCUCAGCCGCGUCUUCGUGUCGACGUUUUUUCCCGUUUUUCCCGAGGUGACUUUCUGGAAAAGCCACCCCACACGACCACCGAAGGAUGACUUCUGGUUGCCAACGGCUUCCCGCCUCACUCGUGUCUCUUCCCUCUUCUUGUGAAUACGUCUAGGGAGUUUUUAGUCUCUUUACACAGUGUUAUAAGUCCGACUACUGUUGAUAUCUUUCGCUAAGAUCCCCUCGCCCUUCCUCUCCCUAUUACAAUCCACGAUGUAAAAAAAACCCCGAUUCUUCUAUGAAUGUAUAUUCCUUAGAAAUAGUUCCUAUUUAUUUAAUACCUGACCCGGGCCUACUUUGUUGUACAAAGAAUACGUAUAAGAGAUGAUCGGUUCUUAUGAUGUACACCUCGCUCCAAAUUUGAUUUUUUUUUUUUUUUACACAACAUUCAGGAUGCUGCAACGUUAGUCUCGAAGAGGAAACUAUCGUGUUUAUUUGGGAGAAACGAAUGCUCUGUGUGCUUUCAAACUAGUUGUAGGAAAUGUUAUUUUACAAAGGUGAGACCUAAUCCCAAUCUUGGUCACGAGAUCAUCAUGUGCCUUAAAAAUGCCACUCCCCACAUCGGUUGGAGAACGGUAUGGGGAAUUGGAAGGAACUCUCUAAAUGGGGCUCGUAACUUAUUAGUUUUUGAACAGGAAUGCCGCUCGAUAGAUUCUUUAUAUUUAAAAAAAAAAAAAAAUGUUUUCCACACGCCCAACCUGGAAACUGUCUAUAAAUGAAGAUUUGGGGAUAAUCAUGCUAAAGUGAAGGUUUAUUGGUUUGGACAUUAAAAUUAAUUUAUUGAAAGCCUGCA
Ornithorhynchus anatinus (platypus) is the source of this 6879-nucleotide messenger RNA. It is a transcript of the gene SLC9A3, whose product is annotated as solute carrier family 9 member A3. The record is from RefSeq and is a predicted model, not a curated record. The coding region runs from base 150 to 2933 and encodes 927 amino acids. Gene Ontology annotation, molecular function: sodium:proton antiporter activity. Lineage: Eukaryota; Metazoa; Chordata; Mammalia; Monotremata; Ornithorhynchidae. Gene Ontology annotation, cellular component: brush border membrane; apical plasma membrane. The transcript has 16 exons. Gene Ontology annotation, biological process: regulation of pH; proton transmembrane transport; sodium ion transport.